AAGUCUUGCCAUCAUGAUCUUCGUAAAUAAAUAUUUUUGAUCCUGCCUUUGUAUUAGAUUGUGGUGUAGCUAAUAUUGUGUCCAGUGCAUGGGCCACAUACAGUAGAUGAAGGUCAAGUGGAUACAAUACGCCACAGGUCCAGCACAGUGCUAUUGUCGUGCAGCAGCAGAUUAAAUAGAAGCACAUGAUGGCACCAUGUGAUUUCUCUGAGAAUUUGGCUAAGCACGCUCACUUAUUUCCUCCUCCCUUUUCUUCCCCCUCUUUUCUUCCUUGUGUUCAGAGCGAGCGGCCUGGCUGCGUGUGUGGCGUGUACAGACCGUCAUGGCGUCCCCUCGGCUGGAGACGUUCUGCUGCUCGAACCGGGAUCCGGCGACCGAGCUGGUUGUGACUUUCCAGCCGGUUCUGUUCGGAGCGCUGACGGUGGGCAGCGCGGUCCUGAGCCUGGUCUUCACCGUCCUCCAGAUCCUGCCCAAGAAGAAAGGCUACAGGAGACUGGGACAGUACCCUCUGCCCAGACCGGCAUCCUCGUCACGGAUACUCUUCAUCAUCAGCCUGUGUGAUAUUAUGGGAUGCACAGGCAUCAUUCUCAGGUCGUCUCUGUGGAUCGGUCUGCCCGGCACCGUGGAGCAGAUCUCCGAGGCCAACAGCACCGACGUUUGGCCGGACGUCCUCUGCCUGGGCAGCGCGAUGUGGAUCCAGUUGUUCUACAGCGCUUCUUUCUGGUGGACCUUCUGCUACGCCGUAGACGUCUUCCUGGUGGUGAAGACGUCCGCAGGAAUCAGCACCAUUAUCCUUUACCACAUGAUCACAUGGGGUCUGGCUCUGCUGCUGUGUGUGGAGGGCCUGGCCAUGCUCUACUACCCCUCCAUCUCCAACUGCGAACAAGGUCUGCAGCACGCCAUCCCUCACUACGUCACCACGUACGCGCCCAUGCUGCUGGUCCUGGUGGCCAACCCCAUCUUCUUCAACAGGACCACGUCAGCAGUGACAUCGCUGCUGAAAGGACGCCAAGGGAUCUACACGGAAAACGAGAGGCGGCUGGCCAGCACCAUAAAGAUCCGCUUCUUUAAAAUAAUGCUGGUCUUUUCCAUCUGCUGGCUUCCCAACAUCAUCAACGAGAGCCUCCUCUUCUACCUGGAGAUGCAGGCCGACGUCGGGGACAGCACUCUCAGGAAUAUCCGCAACGCUGCGCUCAUCACCUGGUUCAUCAUGGGGAUCCUGAACCCCAUGCAGGCCUUCCUCAACACGCUGGCCUUCCACGGCUGGACCGGUCUGGACGUGGACCUGAGCCGCAGGAGGGAGCUGGCCUGGGAGUCGCCCUCCACCUCGGUGGCCAACGGCGGCGGCCACAACGCCAUGGUGGGCACGGCCCUGCUCUACCAGAGUCACGUCCAGGAGGCCAAGAAAAGCAUGAACGGCAACGGGCAGCCGCAGUCGGACGCCAUCAGCGUCCUCUCAGAAGGUUCAGAAUCUAGCACAGUUGAAAUCCACAUUUCCAGCGAGCUCCCAGACUAUGGCGAUAUAGACGCUGAUGAAGAAUCCUCGGGGACGUCAGGGAGACAUUAGCCAACAUGCCAGCGUCAUCAAACACUACUUGGGCUGGUAACUUUUAGAUGUUGUAAUACUUUUAUUAUCUUGUGUAAUAUUAGGCUCUUUUCUAGUUAGUUUUUAAGCUCAUGUCUGUAUUUUAUUUUGUCAUUUUUGCACACAUUUUACACAUUAAAUAGCAGACCUGUUUCUUACAUGGGGACAAGUGUGUUGUACUUUAAAGCACUGAAAAUAACUUGUUCUAUAAAGUCAUGGACUAACA
Messenger RNA from Entelurus aequoreus (snake pipefish), 1811 nucleotides. It is a transcript of the gene gpr143, whose product is annotated as G protein-coupled receptor 143. Gene Ontology annotation, molecular function: L-tyrosine binding; L-DOPA receptor activity; L-DOPA binding. Gene Ontology annotation, biological process: G protein-coupled receptor signaling pathway; melanosome organization; regulation of calcium-mediated signaling. Lineage: Eukaryota; Metazoa; Chordata; Actinopteri; Syngnathiformes; Syngnathidae. The transcript has 9 exons. Gene Ontology annotation, cellular component: plasma membrane; melanosome membrane. Bases 323 to 1567 code for a protein of 414 amino acids. The record is from RefSeq and is a predicted model, not a curated record.